Messenger RNA from Opisthorchis viverrini, 3107 nucleotides. RefSeq lists its product as hypothetical. Lineage: Eukaryota; Metazoa; Platyhelminthes; Trematoda; Opisthorchiida; Opisthorchiidae. The transcript is spliced from 10 exons. Gene Ontology annotation, molecular function: ATP binding; protein serine/threonine kinase activity. Bases 99 to 2687 code for a protein of 862 amino acids. Gene Ontology annotation, biological process: regulation of MAPK cascade; protein phosphorylation; intracellular signal transduction. The record is from RefSeq and is a predicted model, not a curated record. Gene Ontology annotation, cellular component: cytoplasm.
GAAAAAUACUGUGACGGAAUUAUCGGGAUGAAAGUUCAACGUAGAACACAGUUGAAAUUCGGUGAUAGAUAAAUAUAACCAUUAGUUUGGAGUGUCAGAUGACUACCAGGGAACCUGGAGCGAAUAUAACUCACCACGCUGGAUCUCCCUACCCACGGGUCCACUCGCCAAGUGCAAAAUACAUACCGAUUGAUGAGGCAUAUUUAUUUUGUAAUAAGUUCAACCGCCUGCAUUGCGAUACAAAACCAUAUGUGGCCAGGGACGGCAUCCAUCAGGUGAACCGCGGGUCGCUAAACAAAACAAUCGUCUUGCACCCUUCCUUCGGAAAAGCUGCUCGAGCCUCCCCAACUAUUGUUCCGCCUCCAACAAAGCGAACGGGUACACCUCGAAGUCGCUCGCAACAACCGAGUACCAGUGCGAGACAUUCGAGACCGGAUAAAGUUAUGCUCAACUCAAAGUCACCUGUUUAUUUUGUGGAAGUCAUUCGUUCGCCGGUGCCCGCAGCAUCACCUAGACCUCACAAGAUUCAGCAUAACGGAACCGAAGUUGUUUUCAGCAGCCGCUCGCCAGACUCACUUUCUUCCAAAUCUCCAGUCACCUAUCUGACACUCAACCACCGUCCCGCCGAACGUCAACCGACUAUAAUAUCGGCUUCGAAGGAAUACCCUCCAGUAUUGCCACAGCGAAAAAAUACACCGUUGAGAAUAUCUGACAGGGCAAGCGUGGAUGGCGGGGACAACAGGAUUCAAGUUAUCCCCAGACCGGUAUUUAAUCGUGGGAUAUACACCACAACCGUAAACAAACGUGUGGAAGGUGGUGGGCGAUCAAAUGGAACUCAACUCACCAAAACAAGCUCAACGGACACAUAUGAAACCCAGCUAACACCAAUAGCCAUUUCCAGUUUGGACACAAGCAGCACACAGUCGCCUGUCAAUCACCAAGCGCCCACAAAUGACUACGUUUACGAUGAUGCGUUUUUGGAUCCUUCGCCGAACACACGGCCAUCACCAAAAAACGGAUUUUCCAGGCUAAAGCAAGCCAAUUCUUGCGAUUUGGACAGUAUAGGGAUGCUAGAUACAGUUAUUCGGAAGGGUCUGGUAACAAUCGGUGGACUUAUUGCUGGGCAACGUUUCGCUUUUGACACAAAUGCUUCGUCAGGCCAAGUGCGAUCGCCUACCCUUCGCGAAAUGUCCAAGCAGUACAGAAACGGUGAAACGACAAUUACACGAACCCACUCGGAACUAGCACCUUUAAGCUCAAGACUGCAAUGGACAACAGAGAUGAAACGUUCAAAAACAGAUGUACCCAUUUCUAGACCAAGGUAUCUCAACCACUACAGUAAGACAAUGCCGUCCUAUCGCUCGUUCAGUCAACUUGGAAUGACAUGCAAGACAAAUGGGUCUGAGCAUCCUCAUCAGCGUUUACUAACCUUUGAAACGAUUCCAUCCCGAUCGGUGAGCAGAUCAGCCUUGGAUCAUUACGAAGUUUUGACACCACGAGGUGACAGUAUUACAACCAACCUGCUUGCCCUUCGUGGUCAUUCGUCUCAACUCACGCUUGGAACUACUCCUCCCCCAAAUCCCCAGGGAUUUGGACACACUGUCCAGCGUAAAAUCCGAUCUCCGCCCUAUGUUAAAGAAUCUGUGAACAAGACUGAAGUGCUUUAUGAGACAGCUGCUUCUGUUCAGGCAGAUAGGAAUAAACUCAUCGAAUCACACUAUCAGAAUGAUAAGCCAAAUGUAAUGAUCACAAGCCAAUCCUACCAACAGCUCACCGGAGAGCAGUUUAGGGGUGCUCUUGCCCAAGUCGUUGACCCCUAUGAUCCCAGAACAGACCUGGAAGAACUCGGUCCGAUUGGUGAAGGAAGCACUGGUGUCGUGUGCUUGAUGCGAUACCGAUCUACCAAUCACUAUAUUGCAGUGAAAAAGAUGAAUAUAUUCAAGCAACAACGGAGAGAACUAUUAUUUAACGAGGUUAUGAUCAUGCGUCACUAUCAACAUCCGAACAUCGUUGAGAUGUACUCAAGCCACCUGAUUGGCAAUGAGUUGUGGGUUGUAAUGGAAUAUCUGGAGGGCGGUGCAUUAACGAAUAUCGUGGCACGUACACUUAUGUCAGAACAACAAAUCGCCACUGUCUGCCGAUCAGUGCUCAGAGCGCUGGCUUUCCUGCACGACCAUGGCAUCAUUCAUCGUGACGUUAAAUCCGAUUCAAUCUUACUGUCUAGCAAGGGGCAAGUGAAACUAUCCGACUUUGGCUUCUGUGCACAACUGACCGAGCAAGUGUUGCGGAGGAGAAGUCUGGUCGGAACCCCUUACUGGAUGUCCCCUGAAGUUAUAAGCCGAAAACCAUAUGGAACUUCGGUUGAUGUGUGGUCCAUGGGAGUGCUUCUUAUUGAGAUGGUUGAUGGCGAACCGUCAUAUUUCAAUGAGCCUCCGAUUAGAGUGAUGCGAAGAAUCCAGACGGAUGCAGUACCUCAUCUGGCCAAUCCCCACAAAUCUUCCAGACUAUUAAACCAAUUCCUUCAACGGAUGCUGAACCGUGACCCAGCAGCACGCGCCACAGCCAAUNCUGAACCGUGCCCAGCAGCACGCGCCACAGCCAAUCAGUUGCUUCGAGAUCCCUUCCUACAACUCUCUGGUACUUCUGAAUGCCUUCUUCCACUACUGAGGCACACUCGACGUCGGUAAUGAAUAUCCUCAAAAAGGCACUUAUUCUGGGAACUAUCUUGUUUAUGCCCAAAGAGAAACAACCCCUACUAUCAAAAAAUCGCCAUAGUCUCUUCGACGCAAUUUAGCAAUAUUUUUUAAACUGACUAUUGUUACAUACCCGCGCCAAAACUUGGCAUUUUGUUUUCCUUGCUGUACAAUAUUUCUUUAUUUGUACAUUUAAAUUUGAUACGACCUAGAGUCCCGAGCAGGAUGCGAUAAUCACAGACUUCCCCCUUCCAAGUUCGCAUACGACUGUUUUUUGUUGAAUGUCAUUAUAGUGCUACCCACCAUGUGGAAAACAAUUAUGGAGAACUGCCGCCUCUUCUCGUGAAAUGACUCUGGAUUUCAAAACAGGUGGAACAAUCUUUGAAUGACCGGGUCCAGUACUGUGAAAUAAAU